This is a messenger RNA of Vanrija pseudolonga, 9979 nucleotides long. It is a transcript of the gene VPS13, whose product is annotated as Vacuolar protein sorting-associated protein 13. NCBI's taxonomy places the organism in Eukaryota, Fungi, Basidiomycota, Tremellomycetes, Trichosporonales, Trichosporonaceae. Gene Ontology annotation, cellular component: extrinsic component of membrane. The record is from RefSeq and is a predicted model, not a curated record. Gene Ontology annotation, biological process: protein targeting to vacuole; mitochondrion organization; protein retention in Golgi apparatus. The transcript has 13 exons. The coding region runs from base 250 to 9855 and encodes 3201 amino acids.
CGACCUCGUCUUGUCUCACUUGACCACUCGCAUUCAUUUAAUAACAGACUCGUGCAUACAACGACGACGACGACGACAACGACGCGUCGAUACGACGAGGACACGGUACAGCGUGCACAACACACCCAUCCAUUCCAAUCCAUCUCACACACAUCGGCACACUGCUCGACGUCUCACCGACUUUUCGAUACCGGCGGUAGCCGCUCGCCUGACGGCACAUACCCCAGGCCGCACGGCAACUAAACAGCCAUGCAGGUCAUCAAGGACAUGGCCCUGCGUAUGCUCAACGUAUACGUAUCGCCCUAUGUCGACAACUUGAACCCAGAUGAUCUUCAGCUGUCAAUCCUGGCCGGCAAGGCCGAGUUCCAUGGCCUCCGACUCAAGAAGUCGGUUCUGGAGCGGUUCGGUCUGCCAGUCGAGAUUGUCGCAGGCGACAUUGGCAGCCUCUCCCUCACGAUCCCAUGGCAGGCGAUGAAGUCGCAGCCUGCACAGAUCGUCAUCGACGACAUCUUCGUGCUCGCCCGUGCGCGCCCACAAGGGAAGGUGGAUCCUGAAGAGGACGAACGGAUAGACCAGGCUACAAAGCAGGAAAAGCUGCGCAGUGCAGAGGCCGUCGACAGCGCAGCAAGCCAGGUGGAACAGGCUGGGGGCACCGAGAACAAGGAGACAUACUUUGGUGCUAUUGCUACCCGGAUCAUCAACAAUGUCCAGAUUCACAUCAAGAAUAUCCACUUGCGAUACGAGGAUGGCACCAGCACCCCAGAUCACCCGUUCGCGGCCGGUCUCACCAUCUCAGAGUUCAAGAUGGUCUCGACGGACGAGAACUGGAUCGAGGCGUUCCUCGAGAACGACGUCAAGGAUGUGCACAAGCUCUCCAAGCUCAGCGCCCUGUCGGUCUACUUUGACACCGACGCCGCUAGCAUUGCAAAGCCUGACAACCGUGAUGGAACAAUCGAUGCCCUCAAGGCGAUGCUUGUCGGUAAACCGGAACAUCAACACAUCUUGAAGCCUGUGACUGGCGAGGCUCGACUCGUCAUCCACAGGACAAUGACCAACACUACCCCGCAGUACGACGUCCAGGCCCUGUUUGACGAGAUCGGCGUUGUCUUGGACAGGGCCCAGUACCGAGACGCGCUGUCAAUGAUCGACGUGUUUCACUUCUACAGACGCACACACCAGUACUACAAGUACCGGCCACCAGAGGAAGAGUUCAAGGAAAAUCCUGCCAAGGCCAGGUGGAAAUACGCACUCAACGCCAUUUCCGCCGAAGUGCAUGAACGAAACAGGAGAUGGUCCUGGGACUACCUCAAGGAGCGUCGAGACAAGCGCAUCAAAUACGUCGACCUCUACGUCCAGAAGUUGUCACUACCACAGGACAUGCCGCUGCCACCAGACGAGCAGGACGAGUUGGAUACCCUUGAGAAGGAGCUGUCGUUUGAGGAUAUUCGCUUCUUCCGUUCAGUUGCCCGAGUCCAGGCCAAGCGCGACGCGGCCACCCGCAAGAAACUGGAGGCGGAGCAGCAAAAGACACAACCACAAACGCAAACCUGGGGCGAAUGGCUGUGGGGAUCACGGGUUGAGGAUUCCCAGGAGCCCAACCAGAUUACCGAGUCAGAGCAGAAGGAGAUUGACGACCUGAUCGACUAUGACGCAUGGUCAGCAGCCGAGACAAGCGUUGGUACCGCACGAGAUCUCAUCAAGAUGCGCAUCUCUACAUCACUCAACAAGGGAUCCUUCUCAUUGAGAGCCAGUCCCAAAGAAGGUGCUCAGGACGUCAUCGCCCUCGUGUUCGAUUCAUUCUCUGCCGAUGUGGACCAGCGUGUCGACUCGAUGAAGCUCAAGAUGGCGCUUGGUGGCUUCCGAGUGUACGACGGCACGACACCCAAGUCGCUCUACCCCCAGAUCGUGCGCGUCAAGGAUAUUGACGGUGACAAGGACGAGUCCCGUUCUGGAAGGAAACAGCAGAGUCUCCCAAUUACCAGCGGAGCCCUGGCAGAGCUCAGUGCCAAGUUCAACAUCACGCCGAAGGCAGCACCAACUCCAGCUGCGGACCCAUUCUUCUCACUCGAGUACGAGCACAAUCCCUUGGAUGGCCGAGCAGACAAUGCGGUGACAGUCAAGAUGCGCCAUCUCGAGAUCAUCUACCAUCGCAACUAUGUGGAGGAGGUGGUUGCGUUCUUCAAGCCGCCAGCGAGUCAGCUCGAGUCGAUCAACGCGCUGCUGGACGCUGCCGGUGAGACGCUUGAUGGUAUCCGAAAGGAGACGCGAGCAGGUCUCGAGUAUGCGCUGGAACAGCACAAGACACUCGACCUCCACGUGGACAUGAACGCGCCGAUCAUCAUCAUUCCCAUGGACGUGACUGUUGCCACCUCGCAGCUACUUGUCCUCGACGCCGGUCACAUUGCAGUCGACAGCAAACUCGCCGACAAGGACAAGCUCAACGAUGUCCAGAAGAAGCGUGGUCUCCAGUACAGCGAUGACGACUACAAGCAGCUCGAGGACCUCAUGUACGACCGCAUGCUGUUGAGUCUCGACUCCACGCAGCUCCUCAUGGGAGACGACUUUGACGCCUGUAUGGCCGCGCUGGACACGCACGGACAUGGUGCCAACGAGCUGCACAUUGUCGAGCGGAUCAACAUGUCGUUCACGGUUCAAAACGCCAUUGUCAACGCACCAAACCUGACCAAGUUCAAGAUCCAGGGAGAGAUGCCGGAGCUUCAAGUCAACUUCUCGGACCGCAAGUACCAGACGUUGAUGAAGUUUAUCGACGAGUGUAUUCCCAGGUUUGGCGACAGCGACAAGCCAGAAGCCGAUGUGCACCCCGCCGACAUCCCAGUCCUCCACAACACGCCGUUUGUGCGCCCAGCAAAGCUCGAAGAGUACACUCUUGACGACCAUCACGAGACCCGUUCAAUCCACUCUCACAAGGAUGGUGAGAGCGACAAGGGCCGGGACGAGUUCUUUGAGGCCAAGGAUGACCAGACAGAAAACCAACGCCGCGAACUGCAACAGAUCAACUUUGAGUUUUCGUUCGCAGUGGGCAAGUUGCAAGCGUCGAUCUUCCGCUCAACAUCACCCACCACCGAGAAGGCCCUGGCGAACGCCACAUUAGACGGCUUUGGCCUGACAUUUGUUCAACGCAAGUUUGAGAUGUCGGUCGACCUCUUCCUUCACAACAUUACCCUGGCAAUGGUGGAGCAGGGCAAGGCUCAGCGUCCACUGCUGUCAUCGGCAGAGGUCGACAGUGACAGUGACCACAAGCUCAUCAAGGUCAGGUACCAUCGAGUGCAGAAGGAGUCGCCGGACUUCAUGACAGUCCACGAGGGUGUCGACCAGAGCAUUGAUACGGAGCUGUCGACGUUCAAGAUUACGCUGGCUGCCGAGCCCAUCCUCUCGCUGUACGACUUUAUCAUGACGACGUUUGUCCCCAAGGCACCCGAGGGAGGAGCGACCAUCGAGGAGUUGGAUGCCGAGGGGGCCAAGGUGCCUGAAGUCACCCAGUCUGCUCCGGAAUCACUCGACAAGCUUCGUAUCCGCGUCAAGCUCACCAGUGCGCAAGUGGGCUUGGAGAACAACGACGUCCGCUUUGCCCUGCUGAGCCUUCCCUCUGCCGAUGUUGCCUUGCUGCUUCGAGCCGGUACAAUGAGGGUCAGCGCGAGGCUGGGCAACAUCUCCCUGGAAGACACCUCCGAUGACCAGGUCGCCUCGCCCGAGUUCAAGAAGAUGCUUGCGAUUGAAGGAGAGGAGCUGGCUGAUUUCAGCUACGAGACCUUCAACCCGGAUGACCCUACGUUCCCGGGCUACAACUCGUCUAUUCUCCUGAGAGCCGGUUCGCUCAAGUUCACCUUCAUGGAGCAGGGCCUGCACAACCUCUACACGUUUGCCCUCAAGUUUGCCCGGAUGAAGGCCGUGUACGACGCCGCGCAGCAGGCUGCCGUUCAGCGCGCGUCCGAGGUCACUCGCAUGCGCUACGACAUUGCCGUCAAGACUCCGAUCAUCAUCCUGCCUCGUGAUGGGCAGACUUCGCCCGACGUUUUGGUGAUGAAGCUCGGUGAGAUUGUGGCGCGGAACCAGUACCUGGGCGACCCGAACGACUCGAGCACCAUCGACGCGUCGCUGUCCGGCAUCAAUGUCUCGUCCGAGCUGUACCGCAACGACAAGAAGGCUAGCCUGCAGCUCAUUGACGAUGUCAACAUCACUGCGACUGUCAAACAGUAUGGCAACCCGGAGCACCGAACCGACCCACACAAGGCCGACAGCGAAAUCACCACGGAGAUGUCGGACGUCAAGUUGUCGCUCACCCAGAACCAAUAUGUGUUGGUGAUGAGCCUUCUCGAGUCACUUCCCCGAGCGUUGAGCAACAUCAACGAGGACGAUGAGGAGGAGGAUGAGGGGAUUCCCACUCCGCCUACGCCAUCUGAUCCCUCCACCGAGACAGAUGACCCUUCGACUGUUGCUCCCAGUAUCGCCACACCUUCAGAGGUUGACCACGACACGGCUCUCGCCCCAGAGCUCAUCAUCGCGGCCAGCGACAAGGUCUGGACGUCGCUCGACUUUGUGUUCAAUGUCAAGUCGAUCGGCAUGGAAGUGUACGGGCCCGGCGUGCAUACCGAGGAAGAUAUGAAGAACCACAGUAUUGCGCGGUUCGGUCUCACUGGAAGUCAUCUUGCCUUCAAGACGCUUUCCAACAGCGCCAUGGAGCUCGAGUUCUCGCUCAAGACGUUGGCCUUCUGGAGCACGCGUAAUAGCGGGAGCGUGUUCAGAGAUAUUGUCCCAGCGUCAACCAAUGACGGCAACCAAAUCAUGGUGCAGUACACAAAGUCGUCCGACCAGCAAGCCUUGGCCAUCGUGUCUAUCGACAGCCCUCGCUUCAUCCUUGCCGUCGAGCCGCUUGCCGCGCUUGCCGAGUUUGCGGUCGCUCCUUUCAAGAGCACGACGGAAGUGCAGGCGCCGGCAGGUGACGACGAGGCGGAGGUGGAAGCUGAGCCCGCGCCGCCUGGCACUCUGGCCUUCCGCAUCGAUAUUGUCAACUCGACUGUCAUUGUUCUGGCCGACGACUCUGACCCUCGGUCACAAGCUAUCCAGUUGUCCAUCAAGGAGAUUCUGGUGUCGCAGAACAAUAUCCUUGCACUCAAGGUUGUGGACCUCGACAUGUCCUUUGGUCGCAUGGACAACCCGGAUGACCGAGUCAGUUUCCUCGAUGACGUUGGAAUCACUUUGUCCCUCGACAGACGCCAGAAGGGAGGCCACAUCAUGACGGUUUUCGACAUUGAUGUGCCUUCCCCCAUCAUCUUCCGUGCCUCGGUCAGCGAUAUCCUGCUCAUCCUGGAAGUAGUCAACAAGGCGACAGCGGCCGCGGCCAAGGUAUUUGCGACAGAGGAGGCUCAGCAGGCGGCUGUGAAGCCCAUAGUCCCGCCAAAGCCGAUCGCGGCUACCACCAUUGAUGAGACUGUCGGAACCCUCGCCCCGCCAGAGACGCAGGUCAAGCAACGCCGCGCCUCGCUUGUCCGUCCACGAACGGCGUCGGCGGCCAAGACGCGCAUCCUCGUGUCCCAUGAGCAGCUGUCGCUAAGGGUCAAUGGAUUCCAGUUCGUGCUCGUCAGCGACGUACAGGAAAUGCCCGUCGUCCACCUGUCCACCACCGAGUUCAUCUGCACAGUAUCCGACUGGUCGAGCGACUUGAAGGCCGCGACGUCUAUCACCACUGCCAUCCGGUACUACAACCUCAACAACUCGUACUUUGAGCCGCUCAUGGACCCUUGGAAGUUUGACCUCCAGGUUGCCAGAACCUCAGGAACUGGCACGGGCAACCCCCUGGCCGUUAGGUUGACUGCAGACCAGCGUGUGGAGCUCAGCAUCACGUCGGCAUUCAUCGAGCUCGGUAUCACGACCAUGACCAUCUUUGACAAGGCGUCGAGCCAAGCCAUCAAGGACAAGGGACCUGCCGCGCCGUUCAGGAUGAGGAACCGCACUGGUCUGCCCAUCACCAUUUGGCCCGAGACCGAUGACCUGGCGACCAUUCCGUGGCACAAACGCAAGGUCUUGGAGGACGGCGCCGACGUGCCCUGGUACUUUGAGGACCGUCAGACCUUACGUGACAACGUCUCGGCGUUCCGCCACAACGCCUUUGGCCUGGAGCUGCCCGACUCGACUGUCAAAUGGGAGCCAGUUCGCGGCAUUUCCGUCGACAGAGCCGGCGAGCACGUCCUCAACCUCCGCCCCAAGAUUGACAAGGUCACGCACCAGCUCAUGUGCGAGAUCAAGCUGGAGAACAACAUCAAGAUCAUCACGAUUCGUUCUACUCUGAAUGUCGAGAACCAGACGAGCUUACCCGUCGAGAUGAUCGUUGUGGACGCCCACGGCAAGGCCUCUGGCAACGUCAUGAGGAUCGACCCGGGCGAGCCGAUGCCCGUGCCGUUCGAGGCCGUGUUCGACAAGCGGUUCCGCCUGCGACCACUCCGCGGCUUUGGCUUCGACUAUGGAUGGUCUACGCCUCUGCACUGGCGCCAGCUGAUCAACCGCCCCAUCCGGCCCAUCAGCUGCAAGCACAUGACGCCCAAGGAGCCGGCAUUCUACUUCCAGGCGCAGGCAAACUUCAACACCAAGGAGCCUUCGGCCAGGGUGUACCCCCGCAUGACGCUCACGCUCCGCGCACCUGUCGAACUGGAGAAUCUGCUGCCCUACGACCUCAAGUUCAGAAUCCAUGACAAGGCGACGAGUUUGAGCUCGAGCAACUUCCUUGUCAAGGGCGGCACCAGUCCGAUUCACACGGUCGAGCUUUCCCACCUCUUACUGCUCAGCGUUGCGCCGGAAGACACCGCCUUCAAGCAGAGCGACUAUGCCAUCAUCAACACGGACGACCCCGAGCUGCCAAUGGAGAAUGGCUUCAACUUGGCGGAUCCAAAGGGCAACAAGCUGCAGCUCAAGCUCCACUACUACACCUACCCCAACUCUGGUGGGGCGUUCAAGGUCCAGGUCUACAGCCCGUUCAUCAUCCUGAACAAGACUGGGCUGCCGUUUGACGUCAUGGUCAAGAGCACAUUAGGCGGUGCCAAACCCGUGGCUGGACGCGACCUGUUUGCUACCGACUUCCAGCGCGAGUCGCCGACGCCGUUCAUGCUCAGCUUCCCGAGCGACGACAGAAGAAAUAGACUGCUGCUCAGAGUGGCCGACUCGAAGCUUUCCCAGCCGCUGUCAUUCGAGCCGGUCGCUGCGGACAUGCAGAUCGUCCUGCCAUCGGACAGGGGAGACAAGGAGUACUAUGUCGGUUUGUCGUACCACGAGGGUCUUGGCAAGUACAAACUUUCCAAGGUCAUUACCAUUGCCCCGCGUUUCCUUGUCAAGAACAUGUCGGCGCACCCUAUCCAAGUUAGGCAGUCGUCUGAUCCCCACCCUCUCGCCAUCAUCAGCCCGGAUCAGCGCAAGCCCAUUCGGUCGCUCAGUCACAGAGAGGCACUCCAGCUUCGCUUGGCCUUUGAUGGGCCCAACUCGACAUGGUCGGCGCCGUUCAACAUUUCUGAUAUCGGCACCAUCCACGUGACGAUGGAGAGACAGACCAGAAGUGGACCGAGAACAUACCUCAUGCGCGUCGAGACACACCUUGAUGGCUCGUCCAUCUUCAUCUUCAUCUCGAGAGAGACGGAGCCAUGGCCCAUCAAGCUGCGUAACGAGACAAACAUCCCGUUCACGUUCAAACAAUCGGCAAGUAGCAACGGACCGCUUCGAGACAUCUACUGGUCUGACACCUUCCAGCAAUCUGUUGAAGAUGGGGGCGACGCGCAGACCUACGUGUCGCGUGAUCUCAAGCCUCAUACUGAUGUCGACUACACCUGGGACUGGCCAGUGUCGCGCAACAAGCGACUGUUGCUGUACAGGGGGCAGACGAUGGUCCCUCGGCCCAUCGACGUCAUGGCCAUUGGUGUGCAGCCGCCGUUGAAGAUUCAGCCUCAGCAGGCGGGCGAAAGACCUGCCACCAUCUCCAUCGAUAUCCGCGCAGAUGGUAACUCGCAACUCAUUGUCAUUUCCAACUACAGCGAGGAGAGAAGCAUCUUCAAGCCAACCCGGAGGUCGGGUACGCCCAACCCUCUCGGCCGCUCGGAUAGCUCGGAGAGCCUUUCAACGACUGGCUUUGAGACCGAGGCGGCGACUGACAAGGCGACCAUGUCGAUCACGGUCGAGCUCGAGGGUGUCGGCGUGUCUCUUGUCACCAAGCGGCCCGAUGAGCUGCUGUACUUUACAGCGAGGGGACUGAAGGUGGUCUACAACGACUUCCCGACCUACUACGACGUGCUCUUGGACUGCAAGUGGAUCCAGAUUGACAACCAGCUGUUCGGUGGCUUGUUCCCCAUCGUCUUCUACCCGACCGUCGUGCCCAAGGACGGCAAGGAGCUGGACUCGCACCCCACCGUGCAGUUGGCUGUUGCCCUGUUAAAGGAUCAAUCCCACGGCGUCAUCUUUGUCAAGUACGCCAGUAUCCUGCUCCAAGCCAUGACGGUCGAGCUCGACGAAGACUUUAUCAUGGCUCUCAUCGACUUCCUCAAGUUCAAGGAGGCAACUUGGAGGGAAGACAUCAAGGACGUCCUCAUUGAACAGCCCAAGGGCAUCCCCGGACCAGACAUCACACACAACAAGCAGGACAACUUCUUCUUCGAGUCCCUUCAACUGCAACCCGUAUCAUUGGAGCUUUCAUUCAUGCGCACAGAUCGUGUCAAUGUGGACGACAAGGUGUCAACACGCAAUCCCCUCUACUACCUCCUCAACGCACUCACCAUGACGUUGGGUAAUGUUAACGCAGCUCCCAUCAACUUCAGGGCCUUGUUCCUCGAGAAUGUCCGACUCAGCGGCCACGACCUGCAAGAGCGAAUCGUCCUCCACUACCAAGAGCAAGCUGUCCAGCAAAUCUACAGAGUCCUCGGCUCGGCAGACUUCCUCGGCAACCCUGUCGGUCUCUUCAACAACAUCAGCUCUGGCUUCUCAGACUUCUUCUAUGAACCAUGGCAAGGGUUUGUGAUGCACGGCAACAGGGAUAUUGGCUUAGGGAUCGCCAGAGGAGCGACGAGUUUGGCAAAGAAGACAGUGUUCGGCAUCAGCGACAGUGUGACCAAGUUCUCAAGCAGUAUCGGCAAAGGUCUGUCCGCGGCGACACUCGAUCAAGACUACCAGAACAAGCGCCGCAUGAAUCAGAAGAGAAACAAGCCCAAGCACGCACUGUACGGUGUGGCGGCUGGUGCCACUGCCUUUGCAGACUCUGUGACAAGUGCAUUCGAGGGCGUGGCCUCGAUGCCCAUGGAGGGCGCCGAGCAGGGCGGCGCUGCAGGCUUCGCCAAGGGUGUCGGCAAAGGCUUUGUUGGCCUGUUUACCAAGCCCGCCGUUGGCCUCUUCGACUUUAUCGCGGCGUCGACCGAGGGCAUCAGGAACACGACGACAGUGUUUGACCAGAACGAGAUUGAGCGUGUCCGUCUCCCGCGCUUCAUCGCAUCGGACGGCGUGCUCCGUCCCUUCUCUGGUCGUGAGGCACUCGGCCAGUCGUGGCUCAAGGACCUCGACGCAGGGCAGUACUUUGGCGAGUCGUACGUCGCGCACCUCGACCUGCCCGGCGACGACGCCGUCGCGCUCCUGUCCAACGCGCGCUUGCUCUACGUCCAGCAGAGAAAGAUGCGCACAAUCUGGCAGGUGCCCUUUGACGAGCUCCAGUCGCUCUCCCUCGAGUCGUCAGGCAUCGCGCUCACUCUGCGGGGUGGCACACCCGGACCGUUCCUCCCCAUUGCCGACCAGGCUGGCCGCGAGUGGUUGUUCAAGCGGAUCGCGAGGGUGGUCGAGACUUACAACAAGAAGAAUACGCAGAAGGACGAGUAGUCGUGCAUUGUGCAUCUUGGCUCGUGUCAACAGUUCCCAUACAGAAUCGGAAUCAUCAAUCCUACAGCAUAAUACCCCGUACUACCAUUGCUCGCUGAAUGUAUUCUAUCCGUGAUUUGCAACA